Xyrichtys novacula (pearly razorfish) is the source of this 10926-nucleotide messenger RNA. NCBI's taxonomy places the organism in Eukaryota, Metazoa, Chordata, Actinopteri, Labriformes, Labridae. The record is from the annotation of a GenBank genome assembly.
AAAUAUGGUUGAAAAUAUGGAAUAAUCAGGAGACAAUCAUAAGCAUUCAACUGUUUUACUGGUGUUAAUAUGUUGACUAAAAAUCGAGAAAAUGGUCCAUAUAGUAGAAUCGGAAUUUAAUUUUAAAUCGUCAUCCAAAAAAUCCUAGACGAAUCGAAUUGGGAGGAAAGCAUAUUGUCCAAGCCCUUCCUGACAUCCUGUAAUAGAUCAGGAGAAACCCUUCAAAAAAACCACGACAAGAAGUUCACGGUAACACCAUCACAUUGUUUUUUCUGUCGGUUGAAAUAACACAUUUUCUUUUACAAGGAUAGAAAACAAAGAAGUACAGACAACCUUCACACUCAGAGCCUUGAGUCAGGUGUCUCAGUGAAAUUGAGUAAUCCUUUCCCACAGUAAUGAAUAACUGCAGUGCUUCCAGGUUAUUGAUGUGAUAAUCACUUGGCUCCCCCCCUUUUAAGUAAACGGUUGAUGUGUUGGUGUUAAAAGCUAAAUCUGUUAAAGCUUAAGUGCACACCUAUCGGGGGAGGUGAUGGCUUUGCAGGUUGAUGAAUGAAAGGAUCAGAAAGUCACACUUCAUUGACUAAAGGUGGGAGGAUACUGAUAGGCUUUGGAGUUAAAGAGGAAAAUAUUGAGCAUCUGGCAGGUCACGAGUGCGCUGGUGUGUCAUCACUUACGAACAGAUUGAAUAGAUGCCACUUAACCUGUGAAGAUGAGUGGAUCAUGAUGCUUUUCAGUAACCUACGGGAGUUGUUUUUCUUACUUGUGUUUGGUCAGAAUGAGAGGAGAGUUCAGCUGAGACAUACUUUACGAAUGUGUCAUCAGCUCCUGACCAACAUCAAGCUGUUUAUUGGAAAAACUUAGAACCAUGAAGGAAAACCCGCCAAAUGAAAAAGGCGUUUGUUACAAAAAACUGGUAGAGUGUUUGUUAAACCGUCAUUUGGACAAGAUAGAGAGUUCUGACACCGAUUUAGAAACGUGAAAACACCAACAGGCUGGACUGUGACACAAAAACUGAGUUCACAGUGUGAAAACAGCCUAGUCAAACAUCCAGUGACUCAGUUGUUCCUUAGCAACCUGCCUGGCCCAACCUGCCAAUACAGAUCACGCUCAACAAACACACUCUGAAUACCAGCAGGGAAAUAAGACAGAGGGGAGGAGACAGGGAACCCCCUUUGAGAGAGAGAGAGAGAGAAAAAAAACACACACAGAGCCGGCCCAGUGCUGACUUUAUGGGCUGUGUUUCCACUCACAGCUGUGACGCUUCGUGUGCACUCAUGUUUUCACGUCUGGAGCCAUCUUGGCUGUUUUACCCUUCCCCAACUAAAUAAAGAAAAACAAACAGAGAGAGGCUUGCUUGGCCUGCUCAGAGAGAAACAGCUCGUAGCAUGCAUGCAUAAAUGAGCGCUUUGUCAAGGUGAAACCGAGGUGUAGCUGGACUGGUGCUGGUUGAAGGGGGUCGAACCCAACCUUUACCAAACACUGAUUGAUUAACUCAAAGAAGAGAGUGUGUUAAAAUGACCCCACCUCAUCCCCCUCCUUCCCAUCAUCCAUUUACUCCUGCGUCACUUGAAGUUGCCUCACUUAGACCCUUUCAGAAAGUGAGUUGAACAAUUAAAACACCAGGAUACUUUCUUGCCUGCAGCACAGCAAGUCAAACAUCUGCUAUUCUCAUCUCCACACUCUGAGAUACAGGUUUCGUACGAAAAAGACAGACAACAUAAAACCUUGCUCAGUUUUCCCAUGUUUCAAUGUUUCCUAUGGCGCAAUUAGGAUGGAGUAUGGCCUACUUUCCACACAGAGGGUCCAAAACGAAGGCAGCGUAACCGUGGCUCCCGAGUGGAAAACCAAAACUUCUAAAUUUACAGAGCGAAGUCCGACUGCAGCGUACCUUUUCCAUUCACAGCGCCAAACACAGCGAGAAUGAAUAGCUCCAUCCCCGCCCCUGAGAUAAUCGAACAAAGACGACUUAAAAUCACACUUAAAAUGAAUGGAUUAACAAAGACUGCUGUGGUGGUGAGUCAUGUUGUAAAAGUGUGUGUGUCACAGAGAUUAAGAGGCCUCCUGCGUCAAGUAUGCUCUACUGACUCUGAUCACAUGACUGAGGGAAUUCCAGUACAGCUCUGCCAGAUUUUCACCAAGAGGCAGCAGAUGUUGCAGCAUAAUGCUCAUGUGAGGGUCUUUCUUUCGUAUGACAUAAUUGAUAACAACUACAUAUGUACAAAUAUGACGAUACAUGGCUUUGAAUGGAAAUUUGCAAUAGGGCGAAUACAUGACGGGUACUUUCAACUUGACAUCUGAGGGGUUUCGCACCACACAUAAAUAAUUUCUUAAGAGUGUUUCAAGCCUUGUAUGCGUGCAGCAUCUCAAUGUUGUGAGAAAGCAAAGCAGCAGGGGAGAAUUCUCUGCAGUAUUACAUAACUCUAUAGCUUACUACAACCAGGGGGCCAGAGCCUAUCAACUGUUUCCCCCCUCUCUCUGUCUUCUCUGGUGACCUUCUUAGCCGCUGACACACUUUUGAUCCAGGCGAUGCUUAAAUUGAUGACUAUCACUGGUUGAACGCCGCCGCUGACACUGUAACGAGUCUGGAAAACAUCAUGCAUACUAUUGUUGAUCAAGCCUCUUUCAGUAUAUUCAUGCUGGAAUCCCACACACUGCGUCAUGUCAACUCACAACUGUCAAACUGAAACAGGAAACACAAACCCAGGACUUGGUUUCAUUCAUACAACAAGUUAUGUUUUUACAUAGAUGUAAUUUUGAUGAAACUGUCCCUCAUGAACCCAGGAAGAAGCCUUCAAGGACUCCUGGAGGUCCUUAAACCCUAGUUUGGCAACUCUUAACGCCAUAGGAGCCAUAGGAGCGUUUCCUGGUUGAGACAUAUGUUUGCUUCUGACUUCAAUACAAUGUAUUCAGCGACUGUAAUAAUGCUCAAUGACACUCCUAGGUAAUUGCUGCUCAAACACUGUAUUGUGACAAGCGGUCAAAGUGGUGUGUAAUAGCUGAUAGAUUAGUAUGUACACACUAUGCAGUUGAAUUACCAGGAAGCGCCAAAGCUAGAGGGGAAACCCGAGGAGUAAUAUAUCACUUUCUUCACUGCGAAGCACUGCUUUCGGCCAAAAAUAGUCCAGCGAAUCUAAGAAUAAUGACGGGCUGUGAGUGAAAUAGUGUCAGCACAACCCAGCCCAACCUUUCCAUUGCACUCCGCACAGUUUUCACUGCGGAGAGAGUGACAGAGACAGCGAAAACACACCGCCUUUCCCCCACUCACUCACUCACUCACCUCUGGAAGAUAUUCCACAGAAAACCCUGGUCCGGAGGGGCGUUGAUGUGCGGUGGAGCUUUGUACGGACUGUGAUACGCCAUUUUAAAAGGAAAUGUCCUGUCUGAAGAGUCAAAGUAACACCGCUGGACUGCUCUUCUUCCUCUCGCUCUCGCUGUAGUUUCUUCACCGAGCAGCUCCUUCAAUCAGACUCUCCACCACCACCACCACCAGACGCUCUCACGUUGCUGCCUGCCUCCUCGCGCUCAGAGGCGUGGCCAAUCAUUCACCACUUCCCAUAAGCAGGGUGACGUCAGGUUUCCUCACAUUUUCCUUCCCUUUCAUUUGGACAAAUAUAUAUAUAUGAGUCACCAGAGCGUAAAAUUAUUAACUAAACAUUAGGUUCAAGAGACUUUUUUAAAAAUCAUUAAUACUUAAAAUAAAAUAGUAAAUAAAAGAACAAAAUAAAAAACAAAGACCAGUAGCCAACCAAGACUUUAACUUAAAUGUGACAUGAGAAGGAAUGUUUUAUCUAUUUAUUUCAUUUUAUUUUUAAUUUAUUCAUUUUACAUUUUAUUCAUUAUAGGGAAAAUAUGUUCUUUAUGUUCAUGUUUAUGAAAGUUAAAGCUGUUCGAUAGUCAUCACUCAAAGUUUCAAAAUUAAAAGUAAAGGUAAAUUUAAAAAAGAAACUAUUGAUCAUUAAAGAUAAUUUAAUCACUUCUGCUACUACUAUAAACUGUUUAUUAAUCGUAGAAUCUCAAAGUGUGCCAGUUUUAAUCAGUAAAACUUGCUUAAACUAUAGUUUUUUUCUUAUUAUUAUUAUUUUUUUAAUGUAAAGAAAACCAAACAACCAUAACAACAACAAUUAAAUUAAAUAAAUAAAUAGAUAAUAAUAAUAAUAGUAAUAAUAAUAAUAAAAAGAGAAAAAAGAAAAAGAAAAAAAAACUAUAUCAGUAGGGAGUGAUCUUUCUCUUACAUAAUGAAUACUGGUUUGUGAAAAUAAAGUUUCUCCAGUUAUUGAUUAACAAAUGCUGAUAUCUUUUCCAUUGUAUAAAUGUCCUUGAUAAUGUCCACCCAAAUAUUUAUAUAUAUUGGGUUUCCCUGUAAUCGCCAUUUCCUGGACUUAAACUAUUGUUUAUAAAAUAGUAUAUUGUUUAAAUCUCUGACGAAAAUAAAAUCCAACGUUUUGUUGUAAUAUUAAACAUCCGAGUAAAUAAACAAACAUCGGAAGUAAAAUUUUCUUCUGUACUUGAACGCAUCAUAAAUGUUUAUAUUUAAAUUGCAGAAACUUGAAACCUGAUUGGACAAGAGAGGACAGACGCGGGAAAACCACGGUGGGGCGCUGUUACCGUGAAAAAAAACCUAUUAUUCCCGAUCUUUGUUUUCUUAAAAGUAUCUGAUAUAGAAAGUUUAAGUAAACAUGUUUUACUACCCAAAUGUCCUUCAGCGCCACACUGGAUGUUUUUCAACAAUUUGGUGAGUUUGUAAACAAUUUCUUCUCGGUUAUUGUACUUUUGCAGCGCAUUGUUUGCUGCUAACUCUAUUGCUAAAAGUCUAAAACAUGGUGGCUGGUUAAAUUUAAGUUUAAUUUUAAUUAUUUUUGUUUUAUCAUUUAGGUUAGCAGCCACAAGAGGUAUUAGGGUCACCCGGAGAGAGCUUCUCAGGGUCAAUGUCAAGCGAACAUGGUAAGAAUAUCCAUCAUAGUUUAAUCUCAGCAUGUAAAACUAUUUUAAAUUUUGAUAAAUAUGUGCGUCAGUGACUCUUGUUUUGAAUUUUGUUUAAUAAUACACUAAAUCAUUGUGUUAAAUGUUUACAGCGGGGACAUCCUGGACUAUGUGACAGCCCAGGUACCCCCACCACAACCCAACCUGCCAAGGCCCAGGUUCUCCCUCUACCUGUCGUCCCAGCUGCAGUAUGGAGUGGUGGUUGUGUACCACAGGCAGUGUGGCCUCCUCCUUGGUGGGUGGAAAUGAACAAAGAACCUGGAGACGAGCAAAGAGUCUCAGUAAUUCUGUUUCAGUGUUAAGCCAAUGCUUUGCUCCGUCUACUACACAAUGCAUGUUUUCCAAAUCAUCCCUGGUUUAAAAGCCUACGGAGCCGAUGAAUGCAUUUCCAUCGAAUAGCAGUCUCUAUUCAUCAUGGCGUACAUUACACCCUGAGACUAACAUUGCAUCCGACAGAAUCACAAUCACACUGUCGACAUGGUUGAUCAAAACUGUGAAAAACACUGCGGGUCAGGAUAAUAAGCAGGAGGAGAAGCCAAGAAAGCAAUCUCUGUUUGUCUGUCUGUCGUCUGCAGUGGCUCUUGCUGCAGAGAUGGUAUUUCACUUAAUCUGUCUGUGGAAUAAGACGGAGCCUGUAAAAGCUGCCACAUACAAUCUAGAGUGGAUAAUAGGGCUGGUGGGAAUAUGUCCUCUGUUUCAUGAUCAUCCUGUAAACAUGGUAAAACAAUUCAGUGGUGAUUCUUACAUUGACAAUACUAAUUAUUACCCUCUGGACAAAGAUAAAGUUUGCAGAGAUAUUUCCUUGGUCCACUGAAGAUAUCUUGUUUAUAGCCUUUCUUUUCUUGCCUGCUUUUUUGAUCCAAUAGUAUUUUUAUAAGUUGUGCAAGUGAACAUUUGAACUUCUCUAUUUUCAGAGGAGGCUCAACAGACCAUGGACCGCCUGCUGCGCUCUAAAAUAUGCACACGUAUUGACAUGUCUGAAUCUGACAGGUGGGCGCACAAGGAAACACACAAACUAUUUGAUUCUUGUAGAGAAAAGAGUUGAAAAACCUGGAGCGUUACUAUUUGAAGCAGGACCUUGUAGAGGUUUUGCAUAUUCGGGGUCAAGGGUUGAGGUAUUCUUGUGUUAUUCCCGCAGGCUGGCCUUGGAUGUGCCUGACAGUCUGUACAUGAUGGAGGAGGCAGAGGGGGCUCAGGACCCUUUCUUUGGUCUCAUGGAGUCAAACCAGCUGCCAAGCCCCUACAAGAUAUACCAGGUACAUUUACCAGUCGUUUCACAGCCGCACACUCACUCUCAGAUUGUAGGUCACUCCCAUUCUGACAGAAAUCCAGAGAUAGAGUAGAUUACAGUGACGGCUCUUACUCAUACUGAGUGCUGUAAAAAAGGUCUGACAAGGCUGAACUUUGUCCUUUUUGUGGACUUUCCCUACGGAAAUAUCAUGACUGCCUUCAGUCAUCAACAGUGCCACUGAGUGAGACUAAAUGGGGACAUGAGAUGUAAAGGAUUGUGGACUAGUGUGAAAAUUAGAAAUAGCUGUACAUCCAGACCUGACUGCGUAUUCCAAUUUUUUCCCACACAUGUAAUUUGUCAAUUUGUCAGAGUUGUUACAUAAGACUUCAUGUGCACUUUUAGCCGAUGGUGCUGGUUGGAGAGGCCGGUUCACAGCACUCCCUGGUGCCCGUUCCCCAGACGACACCUGACAAAGAGGGUGAGACCGACAUUUUAACUUGUGAAAGACUAACUGUGUCCUCAUCCAGGGAUAGCUGCCAUAUAAAAUCUCAUUUCAACAUCAAACGGGUCCUAAAGGUUGCCUGAUUUAAAAAAGCUUUGACAAACUUUGAAGUAUUUUGGUCUAUUUGUGUCCACUGAACUGAGGAAUAGUUGUGGUAUCAUAUGUGAUUAAGCUCAUAAUGGAUUCAAAACUGCCAAUCAAAAGCCCAGAUAUAACUGUAUUAAAUAUCUCUUCUUGAGUUUUCAUUAAUGUGUCAAAAAAUAGUUCCAUGUUCUUUUUGAAAAGCUUGUUUUCUAAUUCCCGCUGCUGUGUGAAAUCAGGUUUUAGGUCACCUCCAGCUGCCAUCACCCUGACGGAGAAGGAGCAAUUGCACAUCCAUACUGCUGAGGUAAACCCUCUGUCACAGUGCGGGGACAGAAAACAUCCAAGUCAUCAUUUUUAGACACAGCAUCCACUCUGGUGAUUCAUUGAGCUGGAACGUGGGACGUGUGCUCACAGCAGCUUUAGUUAGGGUCUUUGUCACAGGAAGAGGUGGACAAAUAUAAAAAAAUAAAGACAUUCCUCUAUUGUUAAUAUAAUACCAAAUAGUUAUUUUUGUAGAACAAUACCAGAUGCUUUACAGACUGUCCUGAAUUCACCGCUAAAGUCCAAACAAAUCAUGUUAGAGUUCGAAAAUGCUGCUUCGCUAUUAGCUUCGUCAUAAUGUCACUUAAGGACUGAUAAUGCUCCUCUUAAAGCAUCGUGACCUGAUGAAUUUCAUUUGGGUUUAAUUGAAUGUGACUUGAUUACAUCAGCAUGCUCUCAGUUUGUUUACAGAGACGUGUGGCUCACAUAGAUCCGUGUCCUCUGCCCCAGAUUGUUUGUCCCUUGGGGUGGAUUUUGCUGCUCAUGCAAAAAUUUUAUAACAUCUUUUAUUAUCGCUCUGUUCCUUACUCACUAAAUAGACUGAUCGUCGCACCUCUUUUACCUCCACUCUUCCGUCUCCACUUAAGUUUCCUCUUUCUGUUUCAGUACUUUGUUGGGGAUGAUCUACCUGAAGUCACAGCAAGGGAGAUUGACUUAUUGUUGGAUCAGCCAGACCAGUUUCGGGGAGGUGGGUGAUCCUGUCCUCGAAGCUUUCAACGUGGAAACUGUGUAGUCUGAUGUGGAUGUCACCCUGGGAGAGAGGAAAAGUUAUAAAAGUCUGAUUGUUGAGAUUGUUUUUGCUAGUUGGAAAAAAAACAGUUCAUUGAGCAUUGUUUUCAUUGAAUUUCAUUGUUAUUACCUACAUGUAUGACAGAAACAGAGGAACAGCAGAGGAUCAGGGAUCUCGAAGGAGGCCUGACCUCUAUUGACCAGUGAGUCCAGCAGAAAAAACAGUUUUGAAUCUUUCUUUUAACUGUUUUAACACUGAGAAGAAUGCCUGAAAUACAACAUAACUGUCAUAGUUAUGAUACCAGUGUGUGUGUGUGUGUGUGUGUGUGUGUGUGUGUGUGUGUGUGUGUGUGUGUGUGUGUGUGUGUGUGUGUGUGUGUGUUUUAUUGUUUCAAGGCUAAAGGAGACCAUGCUUGGAGCAGAGCAGCACAGUAUGUGGCUGCUGGAUGAGGAGUCAGGUCACCCUGUCGAGGUUCCUCUGGCAGCUGUUCCCCCAGAGAUGACCCCACCGCAGGUCGCUAUGCCAACCUCACCCUCUGGGGCAUCUGGGAGAGAGAGAGGGACAGAUAGUCCCCAUGAGGAGGUGAGACUGGGUGAUACCGACUGCUCUCUCAUUUGUUCCUUUGUUAUCACCUGCUGUUUGAGUUAUGUCACAUAGGAAACAACAAACAGUGACGAAGUGUUUUCUAUUGUGACAGUUGUCAUUAACUUCAAUCUUCAUUCCAUAGAGUGAGUCACGAGCAGCUGGUUUCGUUUUGGAAACUAGUAAUGGAAAGCAGAUGUGGGUGUGGCACCACAUCCAUUCAUAGUUUCCAGUUUGUGUGCUGGAGUGCGGCUUCUUUAAAUAGAUUCACAGAUUAAAUCUGUGCGUUUCUCACGCUGCCAUCAGGUCGUCCCCCCUCUUAAGAAGACGCGCGGAGGUCGCAGGCGCCAACUGAUCUUCGCAGAUCCUGAGACCCAGAUAUCUGACCUAGAAUUGAAAGAACAGAUCGAAAACCCGCAGGCAGAGACACAAGAUCUGGUACUGAAUCUGACUUGUCUCACUCAACCUUAAAACAGCUCUUUCCUCUUAUCCCUCAGUAGCAAAUCAUAACUUAUCAAAGGUUGAUCAUACACAUACAUCACUCAAUUUCCUGUCAUUUCUCUGAUCUAAAACUAUUAACUUUGAAAAAAACUAACUUUGAAACUUCAUCAUCACACUUACUUAUUAUUCUCCCUGUCUUUCAGCCUGGGGUGUUGCUGGACCUGCUUUCCUUGACCAAGCGUCCUGCUCCUGCUCAGCUCUUCACUGCCCCCUGUGGAUGUCAGUACCAAGUGUCAGAGAUAAUAAUAUAUCAGUGAUCACUCAUGAAUAUCAGCCCCCAGCUGAAGACCCCCAAAGAUAAUAAAUAGGAGUCUUGAGAAAACCAAUUCUGUCCUUUGAAUUAAUCUAGAAACUAAUAGCGAGUGUGCUCUUGUAUUGAGUUAGCGGCUGCAGAAAGACGUAAGCUUGGACAACUUUUUGAUAGUAAAAACAUGACAAAUGAAGGAUCAGUCAUGUCAGAUUCUAGAUGAGGUUUCUUACCUACCUUGCACCUCUCGAAGAAGCAGUUUACAGCACUUAUAGUGGAUUGGUUGUCACCUUUAGAGAUGCUUGGAAACACUCUGACUUUUCCCUUACAGCCCUCCUCAACACUGACCUCCAGACUGUGUGGAAGAAGUGUGCUUCACUCGCCGUUUUCAUGGAAGAAGAGGAGGUGCGAGGAGAGUCGGAGCUGGAUAGAGAAGUUCUGAGGACAGAGAGGAAGAGGAGGUAUUCAAGCAUGAAGGAGGUGAGUAUGUUAGACACAAAUCUUUUUUUUUUUUGGAUUUUGAUUUUUCAUCAUACUUCAUCAUGUGUCCUGCUAUUUGUGGGGAAGAGAAUAAAGGUUAUCCACUGGGCAGCUGGCCUGCAGUGGUAUUCUGCCAACUGUGUUCAGUUCAGUGGUGGGACAAAUUAGAUUAUGAACCUCGUUUCUAUUUCAUGAGACUCUGUGACUCUCUUACUCGCAGAUCUCCAGUGAGUCAGGACUGCAACCUGCUGAGGGCUCAUGUAAGAUCUCCCCCCUUUUCUCUCGCACAUUAGCUUUUCAGAUUCAUCAUUCACAGCCAUUCAUUGUGUGUUUUUGUGAUAAACAGCUGCAUUAGACAUGUCAAAAGAGGACAAAUCUGUGAGCGACGCGAUCACUCCAGUCGGCAGAUGGUAAGUCUCAGAUGGGCAGACAGACACACGGCUAGAAGUAUAAAGAAACAGAUCAACUGUGUGUUUGUGUGUUUGUGUGUGUGUGUAGGUCUCCACAACAGGAGGCUCAGCUCCAAAUGGCGCCUAUAGCAGAGGAGAACAUUGAGAUGCCAGAGGCUCAGACUGAUGCAGAGUGUGGGGAUAUGCUGAGGUAUUUUAUUUAAUACUCACAGCACAACCACACACACACAUAUGCAAGCUUGAAAAACACACGCACUGACAUCUGCUUUGAAAUUGAAAAUAGAAAACAGUCAUUCAGCAGAGGGAUGAACCUGAACCACACACACAUAUGCCUCAUAAACUCCUCUGCAUCAAAUCUGGUUUGUUAAAACUGUUACAGGCUUCGAUUUAUUGAUUGAUCGGCGAAUUAUAAACCCUGGUGUUGGCUUUAUUUAGUCAUGCCCUCAGUGUAGCAGGACUGAAAGCAUGAUCUGAAAUAUUUCUGUCUCAGGCCUUACAUUGUGAUACCAUCAAUUGCUCAUUCUGCAUGUUUUUGUUUUUUUUUAGCUUUAUUUCUAGCAUUUUCCAGAGGUGUGGAGAAGUCACCUUUGACUCUCUGGUGCCCCCUGAGGCAGAUUGCGCCACUGCAGCUCACACUCUCCUCAAACUGCUGGGUGAGGAAUUCAAACACUGACGCGUAUUUACUCCCUGACUUCUGUUUGUUAUUGAUUAGUUAAGCUAACGCAGCUGUGUGUGACUAAUAACGUUCAGUGAAUCUGAUGUGUCUCUUUUUCAGAGCUGCUGUCUGCUGGACAUGUGACCGUACAACAGGCGGAGCCCUACAGUACCAUCCAAAUAAACCCCAGGAUUGUUGUCUGA